GGUAAAUCAAGGAAAUUUGAUCCAGAAUUUAGUGGCCCAAUCAAAAACAGGUUUUUACCUAAUUUCUCAUCCAUUGAUCUAUUCUUGAAUAUAUUUUAUAAACUGCAUUAUUUCUAACAUUUUUACCACUAUCUUAGGAGUUGCACAGAUAUCCCAUGUUGUAUUCUUUUCAUCGUAUAUCUUGUUGGGAUGGCGAUUGUUGGUAUAUUGGGUCAGUAGUAUAUUGAUUUUGUACCUAAUCAGGGAUAAAAAAAUCCAUUCAAGUGAUCAAGAGGUUCAGAUUCAGAGCUUUCACUACCACUAUAACCUCUCACAGUCCCACCAAUGUAGCUUAGUAUGCACCUGAAAUAAAAGUCUAAGCCAAUCAAAUGCAUUGUGUACAAAUGGUUUGUGAAUAUGAUUAUGAACUUUGCAACGAAGUUUGCAACAUUUAGGGAAAAGUUAUGUGAAAUCAACUGUAAUGGUCUCUUAAUGGUAGUGAUAGUGGAAUCUAAUCUGAACCUCUAGUAUGAACUGGUUGACUGACCAAAAGGGGUACACCCUCUGAUUACUGUCACCCUCUCAACCCUGAGGGGUGUGACCCGCCCCCAAACCAGGUGAGCCUAGAUAUUAUUUCCCUCAACAAACCAUUGAUAGAAUUUUACUGGCUGGACAUGCAACCCUAUGGCCGAAACCACCCAAGAAUGUAUCUCCAUCAAUUCCUUUAUAUACUGAAAUAUUAGAUGGGCUGUGAUAUAACCCAUGCCCCAACCCAAGAAACAUCUGCACCCUCUAUCAACUGAGACUCCCUUGUCUUUAACUACUCUUACCAGUGCCAAGUGAACUUAUAUUGUAUUUUAGCCUUCAUGUGGGGCAAUCCAGACCGUCUAAUCAACCCAGUUAAUUCUGAAGGUAUUGUAAGAUGUGUUUUUCAUCAUUGCUACUUUUAGCUCGCUUUGCAUAUUAAUACUGACAGUGCAUUUUCUGGUACAGUUAUUCACCUAGCUUAAGAAUUCUGGACAAUGUCCUUUACUUUAUUGGUAAAAAUAAAGAAUUUGAAAUAUCUCAAGAUACACAAGUAUGUACAAAUGUACGAGCUAGCUGUUUUAAACUUAAUGUUACAAGCUAGAACAUGUUAUAGUUUCAUUUAAAAGAUGUUCUUUUUGAAGAAAAGUUUAACCCUUUAAGUGGCAAUGCGCCCUGAUGUGCCAUAGUUUAUUAUUUUACUUGUCAAGGGGAGAGCGCUGCUACUUGAUGGGUAAACUUAAUGUUGUAAGCCACAGCAUGUUAAACUUUCAUUUAAAAGAAGUUUUUUUGGAAAACAAGUUUGACAGAUUUUUCAAACAAACCAGUGUGUCUAGUAAUUAUAACACAUCGACUACUACAAGCGCACAUACAAACUGAUCAACGCUUUUUCAAAACUUUUUCUAUAGGCAAGACAUGUGGCACAGGAGAUUAUGCGUAAGUAUAACAGAAUUAAAAUUACAACUGUAGCAUUUCUAAUGUAUGAUUACAUUCAUAGAUGGUGCAACAUUGUAAUUUGUAAAACGUACUAUAUGACCGGUUCAAACCUUUUGUUAAGGCCACAUAAAAAUAACUUAUCUAGCGUCCUCGCGCGGCCUCAGCCCUCAGGAAAGCUCCUGGCCUCCAAUCACCAUUUGCAAUCGCCUCGUACGCAGACUCAAUCAAACUCAAUCUCGAUUCCAGAGUAUGCCCGUUUCGCAGAUAAGGUGUUGGGCCUGACCCUUCGGACGCCAUGUUUUAAUUUUUUCUGUUUUAAAUGCAGUAUUCAUAUUAAAAUUUGUUCUGACUGUGGUGGUGUGCUGAAUUUCCAGGAUUUUGUUUCUGAAACACCCACUAGUAGAGUUUGUAGGCAAAAUUUAAGAAAAAAACCGCCCGACCUGGAAAAAUUGAAAUGGGUGGACCGUGGACGCUAAACAAGUAAUUUUUUAUGUGGCCUAAUAUACUGUACAGUACCUACUCGCUUAGAAUCUUUUCAACACGCGCGAAAUUGCAAGUCGGAAUGUCAGAUAAAAAUAAUAAAUUACGGUUUAUUAUUUGUUUAAACGAUAAAACUGUCCAAUUUCCACUGAAGCACGUGUAAUAGUGAAUACUUGUCUAGACUCGGCCACACUUCGCCCACGGUGAAGCACACACCGGCAAAAGAGAGCAAGAUCCAUAACGGCGUGGGCCCUUACCCUCGUCCUGAUCUUCGCAUCACUCAGUCACUUCACCACGGGGAAGCCCGGCUCGGACAUGAGAUUCAAUGUCCAUAACGGUGAGGGCCCUUACUCUCACCCUGAUGUUGUUUCUCCAGCUUUUCUGGGGGCCCUUACCCCCAAGAAACCGCACUUUCCGUCACCCAAUUUGGCCACAAAGGAUUUGCGUGAUUUAUUAAAUUACGGUUUAUUAUUGAUUUAAACGAUAAAACUGUCCAAUUUCCACUGAAGCACGUGUAAUAGUGAAUACUUGCCGCGAUCUCAACGAAUGAUAUUCAUAUGGCAGCCUACUCACUUAUUGUAUUUGGUAGAUAAUCGCAAAUUUGACGAUGACUCAUGCAGCAAACACGUACAUUAGUCACACCAACGCAUUUUCAUGAAGCAUAAAAGCUCAUUAAAAAUUAAUUACCAGAAACAGGAGAUUAACGUGGCACUGUCAUUAAAAUUUUUAUAGUCUCAAACGAAAAAACUCCUAAAACUGUAAAGUAACUUCUUUUGAAAAAAUUGGUUCCCACGGUAUUGGUUUGUUCUUGAGAUAUUUCAUUUCAUUAUAUAUGUAAUUGAGCAAAUGACGUCACAUGGUUACAAACAAAAUGAAAUAUAUAAUAGUUUUGUUUGUGGAAACACCACGUAAAUUUUCCACAAACAAAACGAUUAUUAUAUGUUUUAUCGCCAUGCAAACAUACAAAGAACUUAAAAUGAAAUAUCUCAAGAAGUAAGCAUGGGAACAAAAAUCUUCAAAAGAAGUUAUAAAAAUUUUGAUGACAGUGCCACUUUAACGAUACUGACAGUAAACAUAAUGGUUUACGGUAGACAAAAGUUAAAAUAUAACUGUUUUAACUUCCAUAUUUGCGAUAUAUCGCCGUAGCCUACCCCAAAGAACAAUCAGAAUGCAAAAUAAACGAAAUGAUUUAGAGUUUGUGCAUGUCAAAUCUUCCCCAGAAUGCAGGAAAUGCCAUAUUUUAGAAACUCUAGAUUCAGAACCAAACAAAUCUUUUGUUCCGGCUAUGUUUUGAUCCCAUAGAUAACUAACCUUAUGCAUAAUGACGCCACAAGGCUUGAUGCCCGCGAGGAAUUCUGGUCUUAGUAGUCAUCGCCCGGGAAAAUUUCGACAGUGGCCAUUUUGAAUUGUUUAAUUCCUCGCGGGCAUUAAGCCUUGUGACGUCAUUAUGCCUAAGGUCUAUUCUUUAUUUUUCUAGAAAUAAACCCAAGUUGUUGUUCUUUGAUUUGACUGAAUGUGCUCCAUCUGACUUAACAAAAGCUGCAUCUGCAUUCACGAGCUUAGAUUACGUCUGCCCUACCACACAGGUACCAAACACAUUAUUCAAAAUUUAUACUGUCUGUUUUUUAAUACAUAUUCGCCAUUCCAAAAUUGAUGAGAGGACUGAGGAAGUGUGUUAAAAAGUGCCCAAAUUAAGAAAUAAACCAAAUCGCUAAAAAGACCACCUCAAAAUUAGUAAGUAUACAAAUUGAAGACGAGUUUACAUGAAUAACCUUCGAAUGAUAAGCUUUCGAAAAUCGCGAUAUUUACUAUGAAAUGUACUGUCAUUUUUGUUUUGGGGGACGCGCGUCCCAAAACCAGUCUUUAAUCAGUAAUUUCACAAUUUUCGAAAGCUUAUUAUUCGAAGGGUAUUCAUGUAAACGUCUUCAAACUUUGUAUACUUACUAAUUUUGAGGUGGUCUUUUUAGUGAUUUUGUUCAUUUCUUAAUUUGGGCACUUUUUAACACUCGUCCCCAGUCCACUCAUCAACUUCGGAAUGGCUAAUAGCCUAAUACAGCUAAUUGAAUUAAGGAUGUCCCAAGAAAACCGCUAAACUUUGAUCGUUAAGCGCGAAAAGCAUUAUUAUUAUGAGAUUGUUUAUGCAUACAUGUUAGCACAUUUUUGCUAAUCAAAUGAAUUUAAUUCGCAAAGGAGUCAAGCACAUCACACAAACAACUUUCUUUAACAUUAUAAAAAGUUUUAAAAUCCAAUGAAUUCUGCCUAUUGAAUUGGCGAAUACGGCUUGUACAGUAUGUGGAACGUAGCAAUUGCGUAACUACAAGUGUUCGGACUAUCAAUCACAUACUAUAUGCAUGUCCAUCGUGUUUUACGUGCUUAGAGGUAGAAGUUUGGGGGUUUGAGUUUUGACUUUGAAAGGACAACCUUAAUUGAAUUCGCUGUAUACAUAUAUUAUACUGUACAUACAUAUAGCGAUUACAUCUAUAACAGUACGCUUACUUAAAGACUAUUUAUCCUUAUAACAAUGGACCUAUAUUACCUAAUGAACAAAAUUUUGAUCUCAACAAGUCUAGAAAAAAUUUCAUUACAGCUUGAAAGAGCAUCACAAAAUUAGUAAUAUUCCGAAGUUUCGUUGCGAAAUGUUGUAAAAUGCGGAUAAUAUAGCCCUGCAAAGUUUGCCGUUUUUCAGUCAUUUUGUAUUACGCGCGGGAAAUUGAUACCUUUUUUCGGAAUAUUACUACAGGUAAUUUUGUGAUGCUCUUUCAAGCUGUGGUGAAAUUUUUGUCUAGACUUGUUGAGAUCAAAAUUUUGGUUAUUAGGUAAUAGGUUGAUUGUGAUAUUAUUUUCCUAAAUCUGCUUAUUCUAGCGAGAAUCGAACCCACAACCUCAAGGGUAAAAGGCGCUAAUGGACAACUUGCAUGUUAGACUAAAUUUUAAUCUAAGUAAAGAGAAGGAAAUAAAACACAAACAGUUAAAAAGAACAUAAUGAAAUUAGUAAAAUUGCAAAAUUUGGUUGCGAAAUGUUGUAAAAUACAGAAAAUAUACCCUUGCGGAAGUUUGCAUAUUUUCAGUAUAUUUGUAUUACGUGCGGAAAUUGUUACCAUUUUCGGCUCAAAAAUGGUAACAAUUUCCGCACGUAAUAUAAAUAUACUGAAAAUAUGCAAACUUCGCAAGGCUAUAUUUUCUGUAUUUUACAACAUUUCGCAACUAAAUUUUGCAAUUUUACUAAUUUUAAUAAGUUUUUACGGGAAUUUACUUUUUUUGCCUAAAUCAAAAAUUAGUCUAACAUGCAAGUUGUCUAUUGCUCUGACGAUCCCGCCACCGAAGCCCUUUGUUUCUCACCAUGCAGACAUACUAACGUAUCUGAUCUUUUGAAUUUGUUAUUUACAUUUUGCUCUUUAGGUGUGUGUAGAGAAAUGUCCAACCAAAAAUGAGUUUGGAGCUGACGUACCCUGUAACAAAAUGGCAUGUAAAUCUGGUACUGUUGAUCCUUGCAGUCUCAACGAUAGUAGUGUAAGUAACGAAAAUAAUUGUUAGAGGGAGCUGUUAAGUUGUUAGUAUUGCACCCUCAGCAGCUAAAACCUGGCAAAAAUUAUCAUGGACCGCGCAUGUGCGCAAAUAGAAAUGGCCCAGUGAAAUUAAUAUAAAUGGAACUACCUCCAACCGGAAAUUUGAAGCCAACUUGAAGGCCAGUCCCAGUCUUUUCACGCAUGCGAAGAGCGCUCAAUCAGUCAAUCAUGAUGUAAACACGCGUGUCUGGGGGUCAGAUUUGGCUUCAAGAAAAAGAUACAGUAGGCAGUUCAUCUGAAGGUACUGUAGCGUUCCAGUUCCGACUCCCCCUGCACUGCAGCCCCCCUACCACGCCCCCCCCCCCCGUUUAAUGUUGAAAGUUUAGAAAUUGGUUAGAGAAUGUCACAACCAACACUGGGGGUGGGGGGGGGGGGAUGCAAAGAUGCCCAUACGAGUGUACAUGAAUUUCUUCCAUAUGGUUGUGUAGUAGCUGUGAUAUACUGUAGCUAUAAUUGUUUCUAAAUUUAUUGUAACUGUCUUAGAAAAAUUAGUGGCAUUCUGUAUUUAAUGAAGUUUAUUUCUCUUAUUUUAUAGUCAAGAGAAAAGCUGGUGAAAGAUGGCAAGUGUGCACCCUACUACCUGGAGAGCGAGGAUAGUAAGUGUAUUUCGCACAAGGCAUGUUUUUGGUGGAAAAAGUGGGGGAGGUGGAACUAAAAAAUUUAAGGGAGGUGCAGCAGUCUAGCUUACGACCCCAUGGAAAGUUAGGGCUUAGAACGGGCCAGAGUCAACGACGUUACGUAUGCAUGUAAUGUACAUAUAUGUAUCAGUGUAUUGAUGAAUUAUGACUGUACAACGCAUCCAAUUUUGCCCUUCAUUACAAUUACCACAAAGUUUCUUUCAAAACGUUGCAUUAAAAGGGUACUUGACACAGAGAUGAACGGCCAUCACUGUUUCAAUUUGACAGAAAAACUUUCUUACGAAGUGUAGACACUAAGCAACCAAAAAAUGUUAAAUUUUCACUUUGAUCUAUCGUUGAAACUUUCCCAAGGGGAGAUGCAUGACUUUUCAGGGGAGGUGCAAAAUUUUCAGGGGAGGUGGAAAACGAUCUCAGGGGAGGUGCACACCUUCCCUCAAAAUCCGGCCAUGAUUUUGUAAGAUGGUUACAGACGAAGGCGGUCAAAAAAUAUAUAAAUUUUGCCAGCCACAAGAAAGCUUUUGUCGAUUUUAGAUUUUUAGAAAUAUUUUAGCUGUCCAGUUAGUAUAGGUAAUCAUGCGAUGUUGCUCGUACAAUUAGGGAUUAAUAGUACUCGUGAUGUUUGGAAAUUUUGCCGAAAUUGGACGAGCAGCCGGGGUGAGUCCAAUUUGGCAAAUUUCCAAACAUCACGAGUACUAUUAAUCCCUAAUUGUACGAGCAACAUCGCAUGAUUACUUGUUUAUUAUUAGCAUAUGACAAAAUUGGAUACUUCUCAAUGUCAACAUCAUAUUCUCUCGCCAAUGCCCAGUCCUGCCAGACUUUCAACCAAAAUUUGGUACUUUUGUUCGUAUUUUCAUUUAGUUCUUUUGUUAAAGCAAAAUUUGGUGCUUUUGUUCGUAUUUUCAUCUAGUCCCUCAAGGGCAAUUUCAUUUCACAUUUAAUUGUGUUCAAAAUACCUUUCCGCCAUUUUGUUUGUUUUGGGAAAAUCAUUAAUUGUACUGCAGUACAAUUAAUGAAAUAAUUGUACUCCUCUCAACCAAUCAGCAUCCAGUAAUUUUGUCAUGCUAAUAAUAAACAUUGUUAAAAUUACGUUUCCUUCUUUUUAUUAGUCUUACAUCGCUGCAUUCCAACAGUAUUCGGUAGCUCAAUUAAAGAAAUCGUGAAUGACAAGAAUGAACCGAUCACAAAUAAUAACAAAAACAUAACGAAAGAUGGUCUUGAGAAAGGAUCAAAGUAUGUUUAAAUAUCAACAUUUGGGAUGCUUGUGAUGUUACUCUGAGUGUAUAUCCACACCGGGCAGGCUUGAAAAAUAUGCCUGGCCACGGUGGGAUAUUUUUCAAGCCUGCCCGGUGUGGAUAUACACUCAGAGUAACAUCACAAGCAUCUUAUUCACCUGAGUACACUACACGAACACAACAAUUAUCAACAUUUGGGAUCUUGUUCGAUGGGGAUGGGAGUGCAUAUUUAUACUGCAUGGAUGGUUUUAUCAGUUAUUUCCGUUCUCUAUAGGGUUGUUCAAGCUUUAAUUGACCUGCAAAAUGUUGGUCUGAAGGUCAGUGCUCUAAAAAUAAAUGCUACCUUUUAUGUUGUUUAACCCACUGGCUCUCCCUUUGACAAGUAAAAUCGUCUUGCGUUAGACAGAGUAAUAUAAUAAAGUAGGGCGCAUGUCACACGUUCAUUGACUCACAAAUUCUCAGAAUUUACUUGAACGUACUUUAGGUUCUAGAAGAUGUCGGUAACUCGUGGUGGCUGAUAUUAGCGUAAGUAUAUCGUUUACGUCGAGAAUGUUUUUUCUUACGAAAAUGAUUUUCAAUAUUAAGCUACGUUUACACGCUGCGAUUAAUCGUGUACGAUUCGUUUUCUGGCGUAUGUCAUUCAGUAAACACCGCGUAAGCUGGCGACAUUUGAAAUUUCUUUUUAACGAAACGGCAAUGAAUUAUGGCGCCAGCACUCAUUUUAAUACGCCAGAAUACGAAUCGUACACGACAAAUCGUAGCGUGUAAACGUAGCUUUAAUUAACCCCUCAUUUCUUUAUUCUAGUGGCUUCGGCAUUGCAUUGGUGGCUUCGUUUCUGUACAUCGUUGUUAUGAGGUGAGUUUGCGAGAGUGCACGAUGUCAAAAUAACUAAGUGAAUUACUGUAUAGGCUACUUUAUAAUAAGGACUUGAGGAUAGCUGACUACAGUCCACAGAGUAUGGUUAAAUAUUAGCGCAUGGGCUGGAUCGAGUACUGUUCGACACGAAAAGUUUUCCAGUCCUUGUAGUACCAAACUUGAAAAGUCAACCAAAAAAUUUGGUGAAAAUCUUGACCAUAGUCCGCACUGCGGAAAACAACUUUUCUGCUCAUGCACCAUCACAGUUUGGCCUACGGUGAAUUCAAAGCAGUCAUGUGACUCGACCCAGGUUUCCAGCCAGCUCCAAUCUGUAUAGUCUGUAGUCUGCCAGCUUAUAUUCCUCAAUAAUCAGAGGUUACUGCAAGAGAUCAUUUUGAUGUCUUGCAGAUGGAUUGCAGGACUGAUGGUUUGGUUGACAACUUAUGCUGUGUUGACGUUGCUUGGAUAUGGUGAGCUGAUUCAUUAUUUUAUGUUGGUUGCAAUAGACAAUUCCCAUCAUAGACUAAUUUUAAAACUAAGCAAGGAGAUUCAAAUAAAUCACCACAGCUAGAAAGAGCAUACUACAAUUAGUAAAAUUGCAAAGUUUGGUUGCGAAAUGUUGUAAAAUGCAGAAAAUAUAGCCUUGCAAAGUUUGCAAAUUUUGUGGUGCGAGAGUUGUUGAAACUCCCACGCAAACUCUCGCUUGCCUACUCUCAACUCUCGUUUGAUCAGCGCUUUACUGCGGGAGAAAACGUACAAAACGUGCAAUGUUUGGUACAAGUGCACGCACUCUUCUCACAUGCUAAUGAGGCGGAAGUAUGAUCAGACAACUGCGUAUUGCAGGAAUCAAAUCUUUGUCACAGAGAUGAAAGACAUAUCUAGUAAUCGCCGAACCUCCAACACUUAACCCAAACAAGUAAUUCUGACUCGUGUUUGUUUAGGCGUGUAUUACUGUUACACCAAGUAUAAGGAAUUGGAUGAUGCAGGCGAAUCGUCAGAUUUUGUUUUCACAGCUGACCUCUCUGUCUAUAAAGACUCCAAGAAAACAUGGCUUGCUUUCAGUAAGUUUGCCUUGUUUCAGAGCUACUGUGUACACACGUAAAAACGCACAAGUUGUAACAAAGCUGCAGCAGACCUGUAGCAUUGCUGUUCCAACAACUUGUCAACAGGAUGUGCUCGCACAGCUUGUCAACAAGUUGUCAACGGCUUGUUGAUAACUUGCUACAAUGUUGUUGAUCCAACAGCCUUGUUACAAGUUGUUCCAAUAACUUGUUAUCGUCCUGCAAUACAACAACUUGUCAACAACUUGUCAACAAGUUGUGAGUGACAACCUUGUAGCAACUUGAUAAAAUAACAACAUUGUUACAACUUGUUGACAAGCUUGCUACAAGCCUGUUGCGAACACAUCUUGUUGACAAGUUGCGAGAUUUUUACGUGUGUAAUGGACCAUUUGCAUUAUAGACUAAAUUUUGAUCUAAACAAGUCAAGACACAAAUUUCAUCACAGCUUGAAAGAGCAUCAUAAAAUUAGUAAUAUUGCAAAGUUGCGAAAUGUUGUAAAAUGCGGAUAAUAUAGCCUUGCGAAGUUUGCAAUUUUCAGUCAUUUUAGAUUACAAACGGGAAAUUGAUGCCCCAACACCCGAUUGGGCUGUCAAUAUUCCGUCCGUAAUACAAAAUGACUGAAAAACGGCAAACUUCGCAAGGCUAUAGUAUCCGCAUUUUACAACAUUUCGCAACGAAACUUUGGAAUAUUACUAAUUUUGUGAUGCUCUUUGAAGCUGUGAUGAAAUUUUUGUCUAGAUCAAAAUUUAGUCUAUAAUGCAAAUGGUCCAUUGUACCUGUAUAAUCGUACCAUAAAUGCUGGCCCAAUACAUUAUACCAUUAUAAUAUUAUUCUGACAAUCUUUCAGCUAUAAUCCUUGGUGUAUUUUUGCUCAUACUUAUCCUUCUACUCCUUGCGUUGCGAAAGCGAAUUCAGAUUGCUGUAGCAUUGAUUAAAGAAGGAAGUAGGUACGUACACGCAAAGUUGUAAAUAUGAAAAAACCUUAACGUAGUGUUUUAAAUCAUUUAAGGCAGUUCAGACAUAACCUACGGUAGGUUAUUGUAGGAUACUAUACCUACACUGGCCCCCAUGUUUGAGAUAUAUUUUUCAGGUAGUUCAGACACAAACUACGGCAGCUUAUUGUAGAAUACUACCUACAGUGUACACUGGACCGCCACGUUUGAGAUAUCUUUUUCAGGCAGUUCAGACGCAAACCACGGUAGGUUAUUGUAGGAUACUACCUACACUGGCCCCCAUGUUUGAGAUCUAUUUUUCAGGUAGUUCAGACACAAACUACGGCAGCUUAUUGUAGAUUACUACAGUACCUACACUGGCCCCCAUGUUUGAGAUAUCUUUUUCAGGUAGUUCAGUCACAAACCACGACAGCUUAUAUAUUGUAGAAUACUACCUAGCAAUUAAACCCCAGUCAUUAGCUUGUACUGUACUGUACUGUACUGUACUGUACUGUACUGUACUGUACUGUACUGUACUGUACUGUACUGUACUGUACUGUACUGUACUGUACUGUACUGUACUGUACUGUACUGUACAUAUACUAUAUGUUCAUGAAUUGUUUCAUUGCAGAGCCAUUUCGUCCAUGUUGUUUACGUUGCUGUUUCCAAUCAUACCUUGGUUACUCCAGCUCAUCGUCUUUACCUGGUUCGUCGCUGUUGGUGUGUAUCCUUUUGCAGGAAAACAACAUUUCUCUUCACAGUGAUGUAAUUAAAUUCUGGCAGAGGAAAUAGGAAAGGUUGUCCACGGAAAGUCCUUGAAUUUGAAAAGAAUAAAUCCAGGCCUGGAAACUCCCUGAAAAUUAGUACCGGUCCUUUAAAGUCGUGGAAUUUCUUUCCAGCUAUAUUGAUAAUGUUUGAACGUUAUUUAGACUAUUGAUUUUGAAUAUGAAUGGUAUUGUUUCAAAAAGCAAAAUCGGUGCUCAAAGAUUUUUCCACCUUUAUAUAAGUUCUUGAAUUUACUGGGAAAAUGUUCUGGAAAGUCCAGGAAAAGUGUAUUUUAUCGGUGAAAACCCUCAACAUUUCUCUUAUUGUCCGUAUAUACUUUCGUUUUCGGAUAUACCAACCUUUAUCUAGUCAGGUAUUAACUUGUUAGUAUGUUACCUGUCCUUAACUAGUUUGUUUUCAGUUAUCUUGUUACCACAGGAGAUCCAGAGUUUCAGCUUAAGAAGAACGAGUCGGCUGUUACCGAUACGCUGUGCAAAUAUCAGGUAUGUUGUUACGUUUUCGAUCAUUCAUGAUAUGAAAUACUGUAUGGUAACUGUAAACUUUUGAGUAGCCGCUGUUCAGAAUGGAAGGUUGAAAUUGUCGGAUUUAUGUAAGAAACUUCUCUUGCGGGGAAACGAAUUCUGUAAAGGAGCGUCUAUUUGCCCGCGUCAUUUAGAACCCUGAUUAAUUGGGGAAAUUUUGUUGGGAAAUUUUCCAACUGAACUGGCUAAGAUGCUCUGUAAAUCUCUCUGGAACGGAUUAAGAAGAGUUAAAGGACGAAGAGCGAUCGCAUCGACGCACUUCUCAAAAUUCAAGUUCUGAAGUUUCUGUUUCUUCACGAUGGCUGUACCAAAAGCGAAGUCCCAAAUCACUGCACAGAUUAUCUAGAUCCAGUAAGGGUUGCCUAUUAUUAGGACCUCUACGUACAACACGUAAAUCUUGUGUUCACAAAUCAAUUUUAUUUCUUUUUAAAGGAUCAAAACGAGACAUGUGUGUUCGUGAAAUUUUCUGGUGAAGUGUAAGUGAUUUGGCUUAUUAUAUUUCUUCUUUGUUAAUAAAGCACAACAGGAUUUUUUUAAUAAAAUAUCUUCCUGGGAAAUUUUCUCAUUUCCAACAGAAAAUGUUCUGACAUCUUUGUAUUGAAAUACAAUUUGCUUGUUUUAAAAUUCCAAAAUGUUUUGGUGGUAGUACACAGCACACUAUCUGAAUUUUUUUUACACAGGAAUUUUUUUUUGAUUUUACUGCCAAGAAGAAACAUUUUUCUGGUCCUGCUUAGUGGGCAUUAGACUGUACUUUCUAACAAAUUUAUAAACGCUUUUGUUUAGGACAAUUUUCCGUCUUCAAGUCUACCAUUUGUUUGGUUGGUUUUGGCUGUUGAAUUUUGUGAUAGCGUUGGGACAGUGUGUCUUGGCUGGAUCGUUUGCUUCGUAUUACUGGGCCUGGGACAAAAAGACUGUAAGAUGAUUUGAACUUUUUAUGAUUAUACAUUACUUUAUAUACACUAAGAAACUAGUGAAAACACUUUGAAACUUUUAUACAAAUAAAUCAGCUAAUAGACCUUUCCCCUUAUGAGUGACAUUUUGAUCUAGACAAGUCUGGACAAAAAUUUCAUCACAUCUUGAAAGAGCAUCACAAAAUUAGUAAUAUUCCGAAGUUUCGUUGCGAAAUGUUGUAAAAUGCGGAAAAUAUAGCCUUGCGAAGUUUGCCGUUUUUCAGUCAUUUUGUAUUACAAAUGGGAAAUUGAUAAUCAGAUGAUCAAACUGAUUACCAAUUUCCCAUUUGUAAUGCAAAAUGACUGAAAAACGGCAAACUUCGCAAGGCUAUAUUAUCCGCAACGAAACUUUGGAAUAUUGCUAAUUUUGUGAUGCUCUUUCAAGCUGUGAUGAAAUUUUUGUCCAGGCUUGUCUAGAUCAAAAUUUCACUCAUAAGGGGAAAGGUCUAUUGAUAAUUUAAUUUUGUAUAUCCACUCCACUAUUAGAUUCGUGAUCCACUCUUGUUUGUGUUUUGUGUAGGACAUACCGACAUUCCCGGUGAUGGCAUCUUUUAUGCGUACUUUACGGUAAGCUGCAUGUACUGUAGAAUACGUUGAUCGCACUCUAAAACACCCUGGAUAAAAAUCUGCUG
Molecule: messenger RNA, 13094 nt
Organism: Paramuricea clavata
Lineage: Eukaryota; Metazoa; Cnidaria; Anthozoa; Malacalcyonacea; Plexauridae
Source: the annotation of a GenBank genome assembly